UUUCAUCUACUGAGUGUGUGGUAUGGAUGCUGGGGGCUGAGAAGUGGGGGCUUGGUGGGAUAUCUGGCCCGCGCUGAGGUACAUUUGUCCAAGAAUUCUGUUGCUGGAGCAAGAUCCAUCCAUCCAUUCAUUUACAGGCCUUCCCACCAUGGAUUGCCAAGAAAAUGAGUACUGGGACCAAUGGGGACGGUGUGUCACUUGCCAACUGUGUGGACCUGGACAAGAGCUCUCCAAGGACUGUGGUUAUGGAGAGGGUGGAGAUGCAUACUGCACAGCCUGCCCUCCCCGCAGAUACAAAAGCAGCUGGGGACACCAUAGAUGUCAGACUUGCAUCACCUGUGCUGUUAUCAAUCGUAUCCAGAAGGCCAAUUGUACAGCUACCUCUAAUGCCAUCUGUGGGAAGUGUCUGCCCAGAUUCUACCAAAAGACACGUAUUGGAGGCCUACAAGAUCAAGAAUGUAUCCCGUGCACAAAACAGACACCCACCUCUGAAGUUCAGUGUGCCUUCCAGCUGAGCUUAGUGAAGGCAGAUGUACCCACAGUAUCCCCUAAGGAGGCCACACUUGUUGCACUGGUGAGCAGUCUGCUCGUGGUGUUUACCCUGGCCUUCCUGGGGCUCUUCUUCCUCUACUGCAAGCAGUUCUUCAACAGACAUUGCCAGCGUGUUGCAGGAGGUUCACUGCAGUAUGAGGCUGGCAAGAGAGCAGAGGAGGAAUCUCUCUUCCCCAUACCACCUGCCCAGAAGACCAGCCCUGAGUCCCCACUGAGUGAAAGCAUAUUUGAGACCCAGCCACUUAAUUCCAUCCUAGAUGACAACGGCAGCUCAACUCAUGGCUUCCCCAUACAAGAAUCUUUUACCUUGGCCUCCUGUGCCUCAGAGAGCCACUCCCACUGGGUCCACACUCCCGUUGAAUGCACAGAGCUGGACCUGCGAAAGUUUUCCAGUUCUGCUUCCUAUACUGGAGCUGAGACCUUAGCAGGAAAUCCAGCUGAAAGCUCUGGAGACAGGCCGGAGCUCACUGUGCUCUUUGAAGUCCUCAGCCCUUAACUCUACUGAGGUGAGCUGGAAAGUAGCCAACCCUGGGUCCUGCUCUUCUCCUUGGGCCACACAGACUUCAUCUGCUUCCUGUGUCAUGAGAUAGCCCUGAAGAAGUCUAAAGAGAGCUUCUCCUGUCUGGAAAGUACCACUUUGAUUCAUUUAAAGUAUGGGGUACUUAAAACUGAAUCCAGUUUCAUGUGAAAUUGUCUUACCAAUGUAGAGUAAGAAUUGUCAAGUCAUCACCUCAAACAGGUGACAUUUUUCUGCUAUUGUACCCUAACCACUGGCCUAAACCAUUUUUUGAGGGAUGGAGAGAAGAAGCAGCUAAUGAGAUUGCCCCAUUGGUUUCUAACUUGCUCUACUCCCUCCCUAGGUCUCUUGGGCUCCUGGCAGCCCAAUCAUUCUCUCUGGACUCUCCUGCCUUGUUCUUAAACCACAACAGCAGCAAGGGCAUGGGAUAUGAUAUCUACAACAAUCUGUACUCUACAGACAGAGCACACCCUAUCUCAUCCUACCAAAGGAUUGAUUCUUCAUCAUUUUCCCAAGACUGACCAGCAGCAUUUCUUGCUUUCCUAUCCUAGGUAGCCUAGAAAGCCAGAUUACCCAGUCAUGGGACUACCAGAUAUGUUCCUAGCUCAGCUUGAUUAUAGACAGGGGGAGAAUAGAUGGCAAUGAAUGGGGUAUAGGUUUACUGCCUGCCUUUUUGAUCAGGUGAACCUGAAGGAGGAGCCUCUCAGUAUCCUAUUGAUACAUUUGCCUUGUACUUUAGGGACAAAAUCAAACUUUUCCUCUUCAGCUACUCUGCACUGCACCCCUCCCCAGUACACACACACACACACACACACACACCCCUACACACAUGUUAGGAGGGGCGUGAAACCUCAGUUCCCCACACAUCUCUUAGACUGCUGUGGCUGUGACAAUCACAGAGCUAAUCCCUUUGCCCCCUGGGGUUUUCCUUUCCACCUACAGGUUUCUUAACUUCUUUAGUGGGGAUCCAACUCCGUUUAUUUUUUACCUUUAAAAUGGUACUUCCUAAAGUUCCUUUUAUCUUCUUUCUCUUCUUUUCUUGCCUCUUUUGUCCCUUCAUCGUGCCUGAUCUUCUUAAGCCCAAGGCUGAGUCUCUGCAUUCCCAGGGCCAAACUCAGAGCUCAGAGCAUUCGUCUUUAGGGUGACUGUGAAGUCCCUGAGCUCUAGGGGAGACACUUAAGACCUUGGGUUUUCAUUAAAGCCUGCCCUAGGACCUCUCAGGAAACAUUGGUGCUUUCUUAGUUUAGAGAAAACCAAUCAAUUGCUAAGCCUUCACGACCAGUUUCACACGCUUCUUAGAAUAAAGUAAAACUGCUCCCUUCAUGGCUGAUGCCACAGGGUAGGUUGGAACAUCGAGGCUCAGGUGUAGGCACCAUGUAUUGUUUUUAAGUCUCCCUUAUGUCCACAAUAGGCCAAUUAGGCUGACAUCUACUCCCUCACAUAGGUCAGAUUUUGAAAUAAAAAUUGCCCAGAUGAAUAGAGAAACUAUUUUAUUUGCUUGGUAUUAAUAGCAGCCUAUAUAGUCCAGCAUACCCAGAAAAGAGCUAUACAAAAUAUAUCUUAGUGACCUGGAUAACCAUGAUGGUGUGGUCACUCACCCAGAGCCAGUAUGAAGUACGGAGUAUGAAGUUAAGUGGGCCCUAGGAAGCACUGCUGUCAAUAAAGCUAGUGGAGAUGAUGGAAUUCCAGCAGAGCUAUUUAAAUUCCUAAAAGUUGAUGCUAUCAAAGUGCUGCACUCAGUACGUCAGCAAAUUUGGAAAACCCAGCG
This is a messenger RNA of Budorcas taxicolor (takin), 2837 nucleotides long. It is a transcript of the gene EDA2R, whose product is annotated as ectodysplasin A2 receptor. NCBI's taxonomy places the organism in Eukaryota, Metazoa, Chordata, Mammalia, Artiodactyla, Bovidae. Gene Ontology annotation, cellular component: plasma membrane. The record is from RefSeq and is a predicted model, not a curated record. The transcript has 7 exons. Gene Ontology annotation, biological process: positive regulation of canonical NF-kappaB signal transduction; positive regulation of JNK cascade; tumor necrosis factor-mediated signaling pathway. Gene Ontology annotation, molecular function: tumor necrosis factor receptor activity; protein binding. The coding region runs from base 149 to 1048 and encodes 299 amino acids.